UUUUUUCAUGGCAAGUUUUUUGGAAGUGGGGGGAGGGCGAGUCUACAACUUUCUCGGUCUGAUGUCUUUUUCAUAAUCAGCUUAAGCGCUUCAAGUGAAUACUUUAUGUUGUUUAAUGUUGGUGAUGCGUUUUCUGCGGGCCUGAGGGCAGUUUUUUCGAGCUACCGCAAUUUGGAUAAUGAAGGAAUCCCGGAGGAUCCAGCAAGGAUCGGACGAAAAGCGCAGAAUAACAAAGUUUGGGAGGACUGCGAGAAAACUGUGAAGGGCCCCGCAGAUUUUUCUCACCAUGCCGCGUUUGGAAACUUAUUCGAACGAAGAAAACUUCAUCUUUGGGUUUCUUGGGGAACAGGAUAAGUGAAACACCAGAAUUGAAAAGUAAUCUCAGUUUUGCACAGUUGAAUCGCUUCUCUCCCAAGAUGUCUUCCCAGGCUCGGAGUCCCAUUGUUGGAUUUUACGGGAUGCUUUGCGUCUGGGCUGCUUGGCUUUCGGGCUGCGGGGCUGUGUUGUCUCCUAACGGGACGAUGUUUGAGGAUAACUGCAAGAAAACCACAACCUGCGAGGCACUCAAAUACAACACAUGUCUGGGGUCGCCUUUACCGUACACACACACUUCUCUGAUCCUGGCGGAGGACUCGAACACCCAAGAAGAGGCUUUUGAGAAGUUGACCAUGUGGUCCGGUUUGCGGAACGCUCCUCGCUGUUGGUCAGUCAUCCAGCCAUUGCUCUGUGCCGUCUACAUGCCCAAAUGUGAGAACGGUCGAGUUGAGCUGCCCAGCCAGAGCCUGUGUUUGGCGACACGUCGGCCGUGCAGCAUCGUGGACCAGGAGAGGGGCUGGCCAAACUUCCUCAAAUGUGACCAAUUCCCCGUGGGCUGUUCGAAUGAGGUGCAGAAGCUGAAGUUCAACACAUCCGGCCAAUGUGAAGCUCCCCUGGUGAAGACAGACAUUCAGUCGAGUUGGUACAAGGACGUGGAGGGCUGCGGCAUCCAGUGUGACAACCCUCUGUUCACCGAGGAUGAGCACAACGACAUGCACGCUUACAUCGCUUACUUCGGCACCAUCACCCUCCUCUGCACCUUCUUCACCCUGGCCACAUUUCUUGCCGAUUGGAAGAACUCCAACCGCUACCCGGCCGUCAUUCUCUUCUACAUCAACGCCUGUUUCUUCGUGGGCAGUAUCGGCUGGCUUGCCCAGUUCCUGGAUGGAGCUCGCAACGAGAUUGUGUGCAAGAGCGACAACACCAUGAGACUCGGGGAGCCCUCGUCUUCAGAGACGCUGUCAUGUGUCACCAUCUUCAUCAUCGUGUACUACUCCCUGAUGUCGGGUGUGAUUUGGUUCGUCAUGCUGACUUAUGCCUGGCACACCUCCUUCAAAGCCCUGGGCACCACCCACCAGCCGCUGUCUGGCAGGACCUCCUACUUUCACAUGGUCACCUGGUCCAUCCCCUUCAUCCUCACUGUGGCCAUCCUGGCUAUCGCAGAGGUGGAUGGAGACUCGGUGAGUGGGAUCUGUUUUGUGGGCUACAAAAACUACAGAUACCGUGCUGGGUUUGUGCUGGCUCCCAUUGGAGUGGUGCUUGUUGUUGGUGGCUACUUCCUCAUUCGGGGUGUCAUGACUUUGUUUUCCAUAAAGAGUAACCAUCCAGGACUCCUGAGCGAGAAAGCGGCCAGCAAAAUCAACGAGACGAUGCUGAGACUUGGUAUAUUUGGAUUCCUCGCCUUUGGCUUUGUUUUCAUCACUUUCGGCUGUCACUUCUACGACUUCUUCAACCAGGCCGAAUGGGAGAGGAGCUUCAGAGAAUAUGUGCUGUGUGAAGCCAACGUGACGAUCGCCUCUCAGACCAACAAGCCAAUCCCAGAAUGCACCAUUAAGAACCGUCCCAGCCUGAUGGUGGAGAAAAUCAACCUGUUCUCCAUGUUUGGGACGGGGAUCGCGAUGAGCACCUGGGUCUGGACCAAGGCCACCAUCCUCAUCUGGAAACGGACGUGGUGCAAGAUUAUUGGCCGGAGUGACAAUGAGCCCAAGAGGAUCAAGAAGAGCAAGAUGAUUGCCAAGGCGUUUGCGAUGAGGAAGGAGCUGCACAAGGACCCAGAAAAGGAAAUGUCAUUCAGCAUGCACACCGUGUCCCAUGACGGACCAGUGGCUGGAAUUAAUUUUGACCUAAAUGAGCCGUCCAACGACGUUUCAUCAGCUUGGGCGCAGCAUGUGACUAAGAUGGUGGCCAGGCGAGGUGCCAUCCUGCCUCAGGACAUCUCUGUUACUCCUACUGGUACACCAGUGCCACCUCCAGAGGAGAGGAACAGGCUGUGGAUGGUGGAGGCUGAGAUUUCACCAGAGAUGAUAAAGAGGAAAAAGAAGAAGAAGAAGAGGAAGAAGGAAGUGCGUCCUGUGGAGGAGGCGGUGGACCACCAGGAUCAUCGUCAGCGUGAGUUUGGUCGCAGCUCAGUGCCUCGCCUGCCCAAACUGCCUUGUCAUCCCAGUCUGGUCGCUAAUCUGCGCGAACAACAGAGGCAACAGCAGAAGUUAGAGGAGGAAGUCCUGCCGGGGUCAUGUCCAGAUAUCCAACCAUCCCACCCCCUGUCCUGUAGGGAAAGGUUUCCUUACCCACAAUACCAGAGCGGUUGGAACAGCUAUGGCCGCAGCCUGGUCUCUGACCCUCUUACCCUCAACGACCUCCCAGAAGAUCUGGGUCUGGGCCCACGCUGCCUCCCCUCAGCUUCCACCUGGCAGCCCAGUGGGUGUUCCCGCCACCCCGGAGAGAUGGAUCUGACAGGGGGGAUGUCGGAGAGGUUAGCCCACGUGGCCCGGGUACCAGCAGUCCGAAGGGCCGCCUACGGACCUGUGCACUCCAGAACCAAUUUAAUGGAGGCAGAGCUCAUGGAUGCUGACUCUGACUUCUAAGAGCAUAUCUCCAAUAUGUUGCUUUGUGGUACACAGACAGUAAGCUACAAAAAGUGCUGGAUACUUUCAAAAUUCUUACUAAAGUGCACCUAAUUCCCAGUGCCCAGAGAUCAAGAUGAAACUAAUGCUGGUCAGUCUUUUAUUUUCUUUUUGUGUCGAUUUCGUGUGUGUGUGCUUUUUUUGGUUUGUUUGUUUGUUUUUUAGAAAAAGCAAAGGGAUAAAGUGAAAAAAUAUGUUGUGAAUAAGUUAAUGAAAAAGAUAUUUUUUCUACUUAAAUUGUGUCCAGUAAAAUUUCAAAGGCAACUCCGUGAGGACAAGACAGAUGAGGCAGCUAAACUUUAUAUGGCUUGAAAACUAAAUCUUUAUUCUGAACCCCCUGUGCAUUUCUCAGCUACUGUCAGCUCAGCCCUGCUUGUGACAACAUUAAACUCUUAUCAUGGCAGGGCAAGUCAAAGUUACAGGGAUUAAUUGCUAAUUUGGUGCAGUGGACCUGAUGCAGGCAGUCGAUAAACUUUAAUCAGUUUUAUUCUGUUAUCUACUUGUGUCGUCAUUAUCUGAACCGUCCCAGUGCAGUAAAACCUGAAUCAUACAGAAGACAACACAGGUAAAAAAAAAAUACUAUGGGCUACUUGCAAAUGUUGUUUAACCCAGAUUUUCUUUUGUGUUAAACUUAAAUGUUCUUCCGACCUCUUUUCUCUCUUCCCACUGCUAUGUAGCCAUUAAUUACUUGUGUUUAUGUGCAGUUAAUUUGAGGGAAUAACCAUUAUCUUCCUUUCCCUAUGAACACUAAUAUCACAGAAGCUGUUGCUGAAUGACUUUGGAGGUUUUCUUGAGAAUUUAUGAUACAGGAAGUGCGGGGGAAAAAGUGCUUUGUUCAUUUUAUACGCACCGGGUGUUUUUAAGUCUUUUGACUUUGUGAUAAUUUACUUCUGAUUUAAACAGAAGAAUGCAAAUUAUUAUCUUAGCCUUACUUUUGUUCAUUUCUAGUCAUCUACAAAGUAGUAGUGACAUGAUUUUGUUUAAGAAUAACUUAACACCAGGCUGAAAAGUGAUAUUUUUUCAGAUUGUAUCUCCACUGACUGGGUUCAGGUCAUUAUGCAGUUGGUUGUGCUCUGUUGAACAGCCAACAGUCACCUGUACAUCAUUACAGCAAGUGGAAACGUUAAAGCCCUGGGGGUCAGCAAACAUGAGAUCUUCAGGGUUUGUGAGGUUACCCUUUCAUCAGCUAGUAUACAUAAAGUUACUGAGCUAAAAUAAAUACUAACUAUUUGUAUGGUGCAAUAAACCAACAGUUAGCUUAUUGUUUAUCUUGAGUUUAUCUUGAUCUUAGUGAUAUGAAUGAAAUGGCCAUCUUUCGUCUCAAUGAGUUCCCCUUGUAUAUUUCAGCUUUUCUGCUUGUAAAAUUAUUUUUAAAAGUGUUAUUUUUUUAAAACAGUAUUUCUACUUAUGAAUUUUUUAUCUGUUGUACAUAUUCAGUCUAAGCUGGGCUGUUUAUGCAUUUCCUCCUCUUUUCAGUCCAGUUGAAAGUCCUUCAUAUGAUGUAUUCAGAAGUCACGUUUUGCCCUGAGUCUUUUUCCUAAAUGUAUCUAUUUUUCAGUCUUUCUCUUUGUAAAUGUGUGUACUGUAUAUAGGUUGUUCAUAGAUUUCUCCAUAAGGGUAUUGUUUGUAAAGAUUUAUGUAUCAAAUCACUUGAUUACUCUGCUGAUAUGGUAAAUAAAAAGGGAAGAGUCAACUGUGCUAUAAGAAGUUGUCACUGUACUUUUGCUGUAACCAAAAUUCCACAUAUAGCAUUAUCACGAUGCACUCAGUAUGGAUAAAUGAUGCUGAAGUAGACUGUGAUGAUAUACCGCUUCUUAGCCAAUGCACAUUAGUUUGUCCGAUGUAAUUGUCUGGUUAUGUGUGUCAGAUGUGUAUGAUAGCAAAUGUUUUAUGCUAUUAAUAGUUACCACGCUGCUACGAGUUUAACAGCAUAGUGAGUCUGGCAGGCAGAGCUGAUAUCCACCCAAAACCCCCCAAAUUAUAUGAAGAUUACUUUGGAAAUGAUGUUUUAUUUGUAUGCCAUAAAAAGUAAUCCAUUCUGUUUUUUGUGAGCUGUCUAGAAGAUGUAGGCCUGCCUUGUGUCGCUUUCUGUGUUUAGUCUCCCAACUGUGUUUAAAAGAUUACUGUCACUUGGACUGUGCAGCUGUACUUUGUUUUUAUAUGUAAAUAAAAGUAACCGUUCACUUCUC
Messenger RNA from Scatophagus argus, 5128 nucleotides. It is a transcript of the gene smo, whose product is annotated as smoothened, frizzled class receptor. The coding region runs from base 417 to 2900 and encodes 827 amino acids. Gene Ontology annotation, biological process: positive regulation of smoothened signaling pathway; smoothened signaling pathway; commissural neuron axon guidance. Gene Ontology annotation, molecular function: patched binding; transmembrane signaling receptor activity. The transcript has 12 exons. The record is from RefSeq and is a predicted model, not a curated record. Gene Ontology annotation, cellular component: plasma membrane; dendrite; cilium. Lineage: Eukaryota; Metazoa; Chordata; Actinopteri; Scatophagidae.